ACAGUGGGUGGCCUGGCAGGCAGAGCUGCUGUGGUCAGCCGUUGAAAGCGAGCCUCAUCACCACCAUGAACUUCUCUGGCAAGUACCAACUGCAGAGCCAAGAGAACUUUGAGCCCUUCAUGAAGGCAAUUGGUCUGCCUGAGGACCUCAUCCAGAAGGGGAAGGACAUCAAGGGGGUGUCAGAAAUCGUACAUGAAGGGAAGAAAGUCAAACUCACCAUCAUUUACGGGCCCAAAGUGUUCCAUAACGAAUUCACCUUGGGAGAGGAAUGUGAACUGGAGAUCAUGAGCGGGGAAAAGGUCAAGGCGGUGGUAAAGAUGGAAGGUGACAAUAAAAUGGUGACAAGUUUCAAAGGCAUGAAGUCUGUGACUGAACUCAAUGGAGACACAAUCACCAAUACCAUGACCCUGGGCGACAUUGUCUACAAGAGAGUCAGCAAGAGGAUUUAGACAAGGCUGCAUUUCAUAUUCUUUUACAGUGUAAAAUUAAUGCAAUAAAGUUAACUUUGUUUUGAAA
Psammomys obesus (fat sand rat) is the source of this 516-nucleotide messenger RNA. It is a transcript of the gene Fabp1, whose product is annotated as fatty acid binding protein 1. The transcript is spliced from 4 exons. The record is from RefSeq and is a predicted model, not a curated record. Gene Ontology annotation, molecular function: fatty acid binding. Gene Ontology annotation, cellular component: cytosol; nucleus. Gene Ontology annotation, biological process: fatty acid transport. The coding region runs from base 66 to 449 and encodes 127 amino acids. Lineage: Eukaryota; Metazoa; Chordata; Mammalia; Rodentia; Muridae.